GAAAAGGUCAUGAAGUUUUCUCAAGACUCCCAUGAUGGUGUUAAGAAGACUGCCGUUGAUCGCAUCCGGUUGUGUGAUUGGAUGACGAAGGAGAGGGAGAAGAUUGCGGUUGCAUCUAUUAAAAAUCUAGAAGCCAAUCACACCCAAGACGGGACUGUGUGUUCGCGAAUAUCUGAGUUGUUUAUUCCAGUACUUGAGCAGUUGGGACCCUACACAAACCAUUGGUGGUGUGUUGUUAUAUCCGCCGACCCUCCAACCGUAUACGUCAUUGACUCUUUGAUCUCAAAUCCAGUGGAGCAGCGUCAUACUGAGAUUGAUAAACUGUUAAUAGGGGUUGACAAACUGUUAUUUAAUGGGGAGGAUGAUGACAUUUGGGGGCAGAUCCUUACAUGGCGACGGACGCGGAUGGAUAUAGAAAUCCAGGAAGACAAGUAAAGUGGCCUUUUUUGGUGAUAUUUUUGGCGGGGAGUUGUCGUUGUGUAGUGUUUAAACUUGUGUUAAUUUUUGUUUUGUAUCUCAGCCACAGUUGCGGUGUCUGGAUGCUGCUAUCCAUUAAGGAGUUUGCUGAAGGAUAUGAGGGGCUGCGUAUACCAGACAUUGAAGUAGCGCGUCGGUUGUUGCUGACCCAAGACAUUUUAAGUCCUUAUAACCUUGAACGUGAUCGUGUAAAACUUAUGGUGAACGGGACAACGUAGUCUCAAAAUAUUUGAAAACGUUUUGUGCCCUUUAGUCAUAGUGAUAUGGAUUCGGGUUCUUGUUGGGAUGUUUAGAUGUGGUCCAAAUGGCCCAAUAGGUUAUGUGGAUUAUGUUGGGCUUUAUUAAACGAGUUAGUUUUCA
Messenger RNA from Spinacia oleracea (spinach), 837 nucleotides. RefSeq lists its product as uncharacterized. The transcript is spliced from 3 exons. The coding region runs from base 10 to 435 and encodes 141 amino acids. The record is from RefSeq and is a predicted model, not a curated record. Lineage: Eukaryota; Viridiplantae; Streptophyta; Magnoliopsida; Caryophyllales; Amaranthaceae.